Messenger RNA from Anthostomella pinea, 426 nucleotides. NCBI's taxonomy places the organism in Eukaryota, Fungi, Ascomycota, Sordariomycetes, Xylariales, Xylariaceae. The record is from the annotation of a GenBank genome assembly.
AUGCCAGCAGACGAGUACGCGUCCGUCGGGGGAGGCGGAGCUCUGAAGCUCAAAGGGGGCAAGGUACAAAAAUCCAAGAAGAAGAAGAACAAGGAAAAGUCCUCCAACCUCGAACGCUCCCUGUCCACCGGCCUCGACCCCACCACAUCCAAGGAGCUUGACAAGAAGGCGCAGCGUCUCCACGGCGACGAAGAAGACGCCGGCAAGCGACACCAGUCCGAUGACGAGGAGGGCACUGUUGAGCACAAGACCGAAGCAGAACGGAGACAUGCCGAGUUCGCCCGGAAGAAGAUGCUGAAGAUGCUCGAUGACCCUACACUAUCGUCCGAACUGCGCAAGACCCACAAGGAACGAGUCGAGGGUCUGAACACCUAUCUGUCCAAGUUGAGCGAGCAUCACGACAUGCCCAAGAUUGGCCCUGGAUAG